UGCUGGGCCCGCCGGCUCGUGGCGCAUGGGCCUCCUCCGAGGCGGACCCCCAUGCGCCCGGGCCAUGGCGCGCCUGGGCGCUGUGCGCUCCCACUACUGCGCGCUGCUGUUGGCCGCGGCGCUGGCCGUCUGUGCCUUCUACUAUCUAGGCUCAGACCGGGAGACCUUCUCCAGCGCCACCAAGAGGCUGAAGGAGGCCCGCGCCGGGGCUCCCGUCGCGCCCUCGCCGCCCGCGCUGGAGGUGGCGCGUGGCUCAGCGGCGCCGGCCCCGGGCGCCAAGGCCAAGAGCCUGGAGGGCGGUGGGACCGGGCCGACGGACUACCACCUGCUGAUGAUGUUCACCAAGGCGGAGCACAAUGCCGCGCUGCAGGCCAAGGCCCGGGUCGCGCUGCGCUCGCUGCUGCGCCUCGCCAAGUUCGAGGCGCAUGAGGUGCUUAACCUGCACUUCGUGAGUGAGGAAGCCAGCCGCGAGGUGGCCAAGGUCCUGCUGCGGGAGCUCCUGCCGCCCGCCGCCGGCUUCAAGUGCAAGGUCAUCUUCCACGAUGUUGCUGUGCUGACGGACAAGCUCUUCCCUGUUGUGGAGGCCAUGCAGAAGCACUUCAGUGCGGGCUCAGGGACCUACUACAGUGACUCCAUCUUCUUCCUCUCGGUCGCCAUGCAUCAGAUCAUGCCCAAAGGUAACCUGAACUGCCAGGAGCAGCAGCCCCUGGGUGUUUGA
Messenger RNA from Galeopterus variegatus (Sunda flying lemur), 718 nucleotides. It is a transcript of the gene XXYLT1, whose product is annotated as xyloside xylosyltransferase 1. The transcript has 2 exons. Lineage: Eukaryota; Metazoa; Chordata; Mammalia; Dermoptera; Cynocephalidae. The record is from RefSeq and is a predicted model, not a curated record. Gene Ontology annotation, molecular function: UDP-xylosyltransferase activity. The coding region runs from base 26 to 718 and encodes 230 amino acids.